Trichoderma asperellum CBS 433.97 is the source of this 1503-nucleotide messenger RNA. The record is from RefSeq and is a predicted model, not a curated record. Lineage: Eukaryota; Fungi; Ascomycota; Sordariomycetes; Hypocreales; Hypocreaceae.
AUGAGCCCAUUUUUUCCAGUAAAUAUACUCUUCCGCAUCAAAGAGAUCAAGUCUGACGAAGAAAUUAUAGCAGUAUCGAAGGAAGAGCCGAUUUGUUUCAAGCAAGGUACAUAUCAUCCGUGCGUAAUCACCAACUGCCAGCAUGUCGAUGGCCUUGCGCUGGCUUGCCACUCAACCUGUGCAGCAGACGGUCUGCUGUCUCUGAAAACAUUGGAAGUGACCCGCUGGGACCCAGGGUUUGAGCUGCCAAUUGCACGAUCGGCUGAUCUCAAGCGCUAUCUGGCAGCCAAAAGGGCCUCAAGGCUCGACCUGGCGCGAUCAACUUUGCAGGUAAAAGAGAAGAUAGCCGAGGCUUCAAGCGGCGAGGUGAGCACCUCGUCCCGUAUAUGGGCAACAUACGUGACACUACACGAUGAGACGUAUGUCUCAGAUCUAAGCAACAAUCAUGGAGAUGAGGUUAUUUACGAUCCGGCAUCGAAUUCAACAGAAGAUGUUAUUUACAUUAGACGAGGCCCCUUGGGCGUGAAGAAGAUUGUAGUCGCGUGCUCAACUGAGAGUGUAGAAAUGGAGAAUUAUCCAUUGGACUGGUGGCAAGUCCUGCCGCUGAUUGAAGGCUCAAUACUCCAUUUCGAAUUUGACCCAUCUAGAUUUAAUCGUCUCAAGAUCAAUGACCCAGAAACCACAGUAUACUCAGUAGCGUGGAACCCCUUUCACCUAGCGCUGAAGAUUAUUAGGCACAUGGCCACGGACGACUGGUCAUGCUACUCUGAAUUGCCUCAAGACAUGACAACAUGGCUGCAUAUCCCUAUUGGCCGCGGCGAGCUCCUCAAAGAGAUUUGGCAUCGAGAGCACACUCAUUGUUGCCGAAGAGAGAUGGACUUGGUACCGGUGACUACAACUGGCCGCGUGCAUGUAUUGGGAAAGCAUCCGAUACCAAGCCAUACAUAUAUCCAUGAACGCAUUACGGCAUUUCGAAGCGAGCCAGAUUACAUUCACAUCGACGACUCGGCCGGAAUACGCAAGCUAGCUCUCAACCCAGCACCGCCGGUAAUUGACGACCCGUUUGGUACCUUGAGCUUGCCAGUACCGGUGUCUCAGUACCCGAAGGCUACUUCUGCUGAAAGCUAUUUUUAUACUUUUGCAUCUCUUGAUAAUCUAGAUUUCUUCGAGGCAUGUAGUUUCAAUGGCAUUAUCACCGGUGUACUUUUACACUAUGGCGACGGAUCACGAGCUGUCGUUGGGCAGGUCAGGCUGGACAGAUUGGCAGCGAAGCAAUAUGUCCCUCGCGACGCAACCAUCCGAUUUGUUGUCACCCGAAACGUAGCUCAAUGCCCGAAAGUCAGUGCCGUCUUGGUAUUGACGGCGGAUAUGUAUGAGCAGCUUCCUCGCAUGAAUUUCGAUUUAGACUUGGAGGUUCCUUGCCACGGCAAGUUGGAGUGGUGGUAUACAUGGAGGCAGUGUCAACUCGCUCAUGAGGGACGUACCAGCGGAUCAGUAGUAUAG